GCACAUCGUUUACCUGCUAUCAUAUAACCAUAUAUUACAUUUAUUCAAUAGAUUCAUAUCAUCUUGCUCGAUAUCGUCACCACGUCAUCAUAGCAACACCAUCUAAAUACCACCUCCACAUCGUAAAAAUGAUCACAAAGAUGAUUACCGACGGUAGAUUUACCAAUAGUAGCUUUCUACCAGGCACCACCUCCUCGACUACUAUCUGUAUACCUCCAGCACUCUCACCAUCCUAUCCGACUCAACUCACUCAACCACUCUACUCUUCCGCACUCACACCCCCCACCCAACACGACAGAAUACACAGCCGAUCCUUCCUCCCCAACCAAACAACGCACUUAACCUCCACACUCAAAGAUCACUUCGACACACCAACAAAAGUCACAUUCUACACCCUAUUCUUCAUCAUCUGUAUCGGUGUACUCACCACCCUCGCCUACAUCUUCAGCUACAUGUGCAAACGAUUCGUGACGAAGCUUCAGAAGCGAUAUGAACACGAAUCAUAUGGAGAACUUCAACGAUUGGUGUCGCGAAGAAUGGUACCUGGUUAUCUUACUUUUGGUGGGAUUCCUUCGUGUGAUGCUGGGGGGGAUGGAAGACCUGUUUCUAAGACUAGGAGUAUGGAGAAUGUGGAACAUUCCAAGGCUGCCAAAGCUACCAAAGCUGCCAGAGCUGCCAGAGCUGCCAAGACGACUAAUGCUACCAAAGCCACCAAAACUACCAAAACUGCCAAAGCCACCAACGAUCCCAACAACGAAUCCGAGUGGGAAAGCGCCCUUCCCAUCCCCAACCCCCGCAAAAUAGGCUGGGCCAACCCCCCGCGACCCAUCCGCCGCCCACCCACCACCAAAAAACCCAGCACCCUCCGCUUUGCAGUCUCUCCACCCCGCGCCCCCCGCCCCAAUCUCUCCAAUCAACCCAAUCCUCCCAAUCCCUCGCACCCACAGAAAAGACUCCUCAGUCCCCCUCUCUCUCCCUCCUUCCUAACAAUCUCCAACGCAACCCGUGCACCCAUGCCGAUCCCCGGCCAAGAACCAUCAUCGUGGGACGCUGGGACACCCUGGGUGACAGCUGCCGACGGACUUCCGAUUCUUCGGGAUGAGGGAAAAUUAGAGAGGGCGAUGAGUCCGAAUGCUGCGGAGUGGGGAGAUAUCGAUCGGUUGAUGAGGCGUCAGGGAGAACAAUAUGCGAGGGAUAAGAAGAUUUUGGAUGCUGCGAGGAGAAGGGAGGGAUGUAGCGGUAUGUAGACCGGGUCGAGACGUUUUUGUGCUUACUAGUCUGUUGAAACAAAGAAAGGGAAUACUGCAAGAUAGAGAACUUAAGAAGAAAAAGUAAGGGCAUAUAAACAAAAGGAUUGAAAGUUCGCGAUUGUAAAUUCUCGCAUGUUAGAAAAAGUAGGGCAUAAGCAUCAUGGAUGAAAGAAUUAGGAAGCGGCAUUCACAAAAGUUUAAUAUACA
Messenger RNA from Botrytis cinerea B05.10, 1457 nucleotides. RefSeq lists its product as hypothetical. The record is from RefSeq and is a predicted model, not a curated record. NCBI's taxonomy places the organism in Eukaryota, Fungi, Ascomycota, Leotiomycetes, Helotiales, Sclerotiniaceae. The transcript has a single exon. Bases 129 to 1247 code for a protein of 372 amino acids.